AAUACCACACGUUAUAAUUUGGGCAUCUCCAUGAAUCUUGCCUUGAAAUUGAAAGGUGAACUGUUUUGUACAUUAGUUUAUAGCAAACGAAUCGACAUUUUAUCAGCAAAUCCAGUUAAAAUCUUACCAUUGGGCUUCGAGAGCCGCUACGCUCGCGAAGCUCAAUGGUAAGAUUUUAACAGGUCCAGUCCCAAGACUAUUUCUACCUACGUAGCUACCUAUAGCUAUAGCCAUCUACCUAGACUGCUAUGCACAUUAAUUGGAGGCACCCAGUAGUGUUGACUCUUGUGAUUGGAGUUCCAAUAUCACACUUCAGUAUUUCAGGGUACAGAUACUUCACCAGUAAAGCAGAAACAGACAGUGAGAAGCAAAGUCAAAAGUUGGAGCAGAUCUAUUGGGCAAAAAUAAAGGAGCAGGAAGACAAAAAUAAAGGAACAGAACAACAAGGACAGCCAGAGUAAUUAAAAAUGCCAAAAACUCCCAGGAUUAAAGUAGGAAAGGAAAAAUCUGAAAAAGUGGUUCAUCCCAACAGCAGAAAAGCUGCAUAUUUGGCAGGAAAAGUAAAUCGUGAUGAAAGGGUAAAGAUAUCCAAGCAAGCAUCGUCUCUGAAACUGGAAGUUCUGGCAGAGAAACUGCUCUGGUUCAAAGAGAGACUGGAUCCCCAAAAGAAAGUGUUUACCAGAUCUGAUCUUGGGCACCUGGUUAAAGAUUAUUUACAACGUUUUGAGUCGGAACUAGAGCAGAUUGACAUUGUGAGAAGUGUAGGAAAACGACAAGGAAAUCCCCAUAGCUCCAGAGAGAAUGCGGUCAAAUUGACCAUUGAACGAGAAAAAAGACAAAUUGAUGAGGGGUCAUUUGAAGUUCCACACAUAUUCAAUGCCAAAAAUCUGGCUUUCCUGAGAGCAUGGAAUGGGGAAAUUAAAUAUGUCAAAAACAUUAAAUUGAGUAAAAUAACUGCUAAGGAUUUAGAGGGAGGAGAGGUCGAAGAGUCUACAAAGGAGGAGGAGAAGGAGGACAAUGAUAAAGCGAUGGAGGACGACAGUCAGGCAACAGACGAGACUACGUGAUCAACAGACGAGACUACGUGAUCAAUGGAGAUUUUGUAUAACUUCUUUUGUUUGCUGCUGAAUUUGAUUGUUCAUGGGAUUUAAGUUGUGUUUCAUGAACUGUGAGGCAUUGUUAUCCAUUUUAUAAAGAUAAUGCAAAAAGAACACACAAAAAAUCUGUUGGUUUUUGGCAUAUAGCAAAUGUUAUAUAGUUAUAUAUGAUGGAAUUUUUACACUUUGUGUUGGUUGCAAGUGAUCUUGAAAACUAGUGACCUUGACUUUUCAGUGACAUAUUCAUACUACUGAACACCUGAUAUCACACAGGUAGAAGAAUAGUCUGUUGCAUAGUACAAAUGAUAAAAAUCAACCAGUUUAAAAAGGU
This is a messenger RNA of Ostrea edulis (European flat oyster), 1428 nucleotides long. RefSeq names its product translation machinery-associated protein 16-like. Bases 468 to 1067 code for a protein of 199 amino acids. NCBI's taxonomy places the organism in Eukaryota, Metazoa, Mollusca, Bivalvia, Ostreida, Ostreidae. The record is from RefSeq and is a predicted model, not a curated record. Gene Ontology annotation, cellular component: nucleus. The transcript has 3 exons.